ACGCUCGAACUCGUUACCCUUUGAUCCGCCAUUAACGUUGGGCUCGAGAAAGAGAUGGCUCCGCGACGUCUCCCGACUUUUCCCUCCCCCUCCUCUGCAGAUUUUCCCGAGAAACGAACAGAGGCGCGUCGUCACUCGGUUUUCCCACCGAGGGUCGGCUUCAAAAUCCCUCCUUUUCGCUUCGGCGGACGCCUCGAAGCACAGAGGCUCCACCGCGAUGCUCUCCACAAGAAGACAGGGUGAGCUGUCGUGAGGGGGAGGGGAAAAGGAAUUUAUAAAGCGGGCCCUCGUUGUGUCCGCGGAAAGGAUGAAGACCCUUUUGGAUUAUUACGUCGGUCGCCACCCAGUUGUUGCACGCUGCGAUGAUUGCUGCCGAUUUCGCUCACCGUCACAGCGUCGGUUAUUGCACUCCUGGUUUCGUAUUGGACUUCCAUUUUUCGCUGCAUCGAGCGCUUCGCCGAGCAUCGAACGAUCUGUCGAUAAGACAUGGGUGUUUCCCCUUAAGCGGCUCAGUGGCUCUGUGAGUCACUCGCGAAGAAGUUGGUGAUGGGGGACCCCCGAUCGUUGCCUCCGGAGAGCAUGCUGCGACACACGAUCGACAGAGGAGGACCAUACAGGUUACUCUCUUGCUCAAGUAAAAACGACAAAGCAGGGGUGUUACAGGAGCUGGAAAAGGGUGUGAAACCAAAUUUGGCUGACUAUGAUAAGAGGACAGCUCUCCAUUUGGCAUCAUGCGAAGGUUGCACUGAGGUGGUUGUGCUACUUCUUGAGAAAGGAGCUGAUGUGAACUCCAUUGACCGUUGGGGUCGAACUCCAUUAUCAGAUGCCCGUAGCUUUGGUCACGAGGACAUUUGUAAGAUACUGAUGGCUCGGGGAGGAAUAGAUCCGGUCGGACGUGAUGCACAAAAUCCAUGCUAUGAGAUCGACUUUGAUGAGGUUGACAUGGAGAGUGCUAUUCUAAUUGGAGAAGGAGCGUUUGGCGAAGUAUAUAUGGUGAAAUGGCGUGGUACAGAAGUUGCAGCAAAAACAAUACGUUCCUCCAUUGCCUCAAAUCCAAGAGUUAGGAGUGACUUCAUGAAGGAACUGGCUCUUUGGCAGAAGCUGCGCCACCCUAAUAUUGUGCAGUUCCUUGGUGUUUUAAAGCAAUCUGAUCGUUUGAUCUUUCUCACUGAGUAUCUCCGCAAUGGAAGCUUGUUUGAUACACUGAGGAAGAGAGGAAGACUUAAUCCACAGACUGCAGUUGCAUAUGCUUUGGAUAUUGCAAGGGGUAUGAAUUAUCUCCAUCAACAUAAACCGCACGCAAUAAUACACCGAGAUUUGACGCCGAGGAAUGUGUUGCAAGAUGAAUCCGGCCAUCUUAAGGUGACAGACUUUGGCUUGAGCAAGAUUGCACUGGCUAAAGAUGCAGAGGGUUACAAAAUGACUGGUUGCACUGGCUCAUAUCGUUACAUGGCCCCAGAAGUUUAUCGUCGAGAAUCAUAUGGGAAGAGUGUUGAUGUCUUUUCAUUUGCCAUGAUCGUCUACGAGAUGUAUUACGGGGGACCAUCUCAUAGGGCACAAACCCCAGAACAAGUCGCUGAUAAAAGAGCAUACGAGGAUUCCCGUCCACCGCUCUCUUCAUACAUACACCCUGAAUCAGUUAGAGCGUACCUUACACAACAAUCUGACCCAAAACAAGUGCGUCAAACUCAGACAGAGAACCCCUCGUGUAUCAUUUCAUAAGUUAUCUUUCACUCAAGGUGAGUUUGGGGCGUGUUACUGCCGUCCCUUUUGCAUGUACCAACAUUCCUCACUAUAACCCGGCAAUGUUGAGGCCAUGACAUGGACCGGAAUGCUACAACCACCAUCUUGUCCCUCUGCUCUACCGGAUCAGAGUGGCUGCAUACAGGGUCUCCACAGCAUGAGCAUGAUGCUCAUGGCUUGCAAAAUGGACAGGACGCUACUCUGGGUUGGCUUUGCUUCUUGGGAGAAAGACGCGAAGUCAUGUAUAAACAAGGGCAUAUAUGCAAAGGUCAACGUUGCAUUCUGGAGGCGAGAACAAAGCGAAGCAAUGCUGAGGAAGGC
Messenger RNA from Syzygium oleosum, 2064 nucleotides. RefSeq names its product serine/threonine-protein kinase VIK-like. The record is from RefSeq and is a predicted model, not a curated record. The transcript has 12 exons. Lineage: Eukaryota; Viridiplantae; Streptophyta; Magnoliopsida; Myrtales; Myrtaceae. The coding region runs from base 547 to 1722 and encodes 391 amino acids. Gene Ontology annotation, molecular function: protein binding; ATP binding; protein kinase activity. Gene Ontology annotation, biological process: protein phosphorylation.